Homalodisca vitripennis (glassy-winged sharpshooter) is the source of this 843-nucleotide messenger RNA. Its product is annotated as proteasome subunit beta type-3-like. Gene Ontology annotation, biological process: proteasome-mediated ubiquitin-dependent protein catabolic process. Gene Ontology annotation, cellular component: proteasome core complex; proteasome core complex, beta-subunit complex. Lineage: Eukaryota; Metazoa; Arthropoda; Insecta; Hemiptera; Cicadellidae. The record is from RefSeq and is a predicted model, not a curated record. The transcript is spliced from 5 exons. The coding region runs from base 163 to 780 and encodes 205 amino acids.
GCUACUCUAGUUUAUACUCCUCCAGAGUGGCAGAGACUGUGGCUUACAAUUUGAUUGUUAAUUUGUCUAGGGAUUAUUAGGUUAGGAUCAGUGACUUGUAUUUUACACUUUUGAUUACAAGCGAAAUACCGGAGGUAGCCUAAUUCUUUAAAUUAAGCAACUAUGUCCAUUUUUUCAUAUAAUGGAGGGGCCGUAGUGGCCAUGAAGGGGAAAAACUGUGUUGCUAUCGCAGCAGAUCGCCGCUUUGGUAUUCAGUCCCAGACUAUUGCUACUGAUUUUGAGAAAGUCUUCGAGAUGGGUCCUCACCUGUAUGUUGGCCUGCCAGGAUUAGCAACCGAUACUCAGACAGUAGAACAAAGACUCAAAUUUAGGCUCAAGUUAUAUGAGCUUCGAGAAGGUCGCCGUAUGAGUCCUACUGUCUUCGCUUCUAUGUUGUCCAACCUUCUGUAUGAGAAAAGGUUUGGUCCCUACUUUGUGGAGCCAGUCGUGGCCGGACUGGACCCUAAGACAGGUGAGCCGUUUGUGUGCAGCCUGGAUCUGAUUGGCUGUGUCAGUACACCCGAGGAUUUCUGUGUCGGAGGCACCAGCUCCGGUCAGCUGUUUGGCAUGUGUGAGGUGUUGUGGCAGCCUGAUCUUGAGCCUGAUGACCUAUUUGAAACCAUCUCCCAGGCCUUGGUCAAUGCUUUCGAUAGAGAUGCCUUUGCGGGUUGGGGAGCAGUUGUUCAUAUCAUAGAAAAAGACAAAGUCACUACACGGACAAUCAAGACGCGAAUGGAUUAAUCUUUUACAAUGUGUAUUUUGUUGUUCCCUUAACUAUAAAGUAAAUUAAAAUUUGAUAUUUAA